CUAGAGAAGUUGAGAAGCAACUUUCUUCUCUUCCCUUCGGAGCAACUUCUUCGAAGUCCCGGUAUUCCAAUUGAAUGGAGAACCCUUUGAUAGUGGAUCCGGCAGUGCCAUUUUGCAAGUGAAAGUUAAGAAAGUGCUCUUGAGGAGCUACAUAUUGUACUGAAAAGUAGUGACAACGAGGUUGUGCUAUCGCAGUAACCUAACCUAGAGAAUGUUGGUUAUUUCGAAACAGAUAUGGAGAACUGUGGCAAACUACGUUUCUAACAAGUGACUUAGAUCUUUUGGUUGAUGGAUUCGAUGGAUGAAGGGAACCAGAACAAGAAGAUACAAGAGAAGGGCGUGUAAAAAGAAAAGAAGUUCAUUUCCUUUGUGGCACUUUUUUUGUUGGUUUCUAUGAGUGUAUGUGAGUGUGCAUGUGAGUACAUUUUAUACAAAGUGAAACUUUGGCAGUCCGCUAAAGUAGCAUGAGGAGCUAACUACAAAUGCUGUACGAGAUCAACGGAGAAGGAACGAAUUGACACCUUUUGUAUACUGACCGUGGAAGCAACAUCAGUAUACCACAAAAUGGAAGCAGCAGCUCGAAAAGAUGGGAAUGAAAAUUUUACUCUUCCCUAUCGAGUGAAUCCUGUGGAGUCCCGGUGCACAGAUCGAACUGGAAGUGCUCGGAAAAUGGGACUGAUAGGUAGUGCGAUUUUUUAACUAAAAUGUUAAAAAUAGUAGUGUAGACUGGUUAAGUGAGUGCAAGUGAUUGUAACAAGGUUAUGGUGUGCCUGGUUUAACCUAACCUUUCAAAUGCUGAACGUUUUGUAGCAAAAAUGGCGAUCCGAAGUGGACAUUAAAAAUUUGUGCAAAGUGUCAAGCAGCCAAGAUAUUCGAUUUGUUAUUUUUUUCGAUUUCCUAAUCGAAAAAAACAAGGAUAAAAAAUUGAUGUGAUCCAAAGUAGGAACGUAGAAGAAAGGAGCAAUAGUAUCUAGAAAAAAAAGUCAUGUCCGCUUCCUUUGUGGACCAUUAUUUCCUUGCUACAUGUGUGUAAAUUUUGAAUGUAUGUGUGUGUGUGUUCGUUCAGAUGAAAAGCAAUACUGACAGAUCACUGAAGCACCGUGAAGAAGAAACUGCUAGCAUUGUACAAGAUCAUCGAAGAGAAAAAUAUGACAUCUCGUAUUCUAACAGCGGCAUAUUAUGAAAUAAAAUCAGCAGCUCCAAAAAUGAAAGGAUGAGACUGUGCCUUCUAGCAGUUACGAAUGACCGACCGGAACAUUAAAACGCACACCGUGUUAUCAAGUAUCGCCAAACAAACGGCACAGGGCCAAAAUCGCAGUGGGAAAGCAGUUAGAAAAAGGAUUUCUUUUGUUUCGAAGGAACAGCAAAUCCGACAGUUUGUUUUAGCAAUGCUACAGCAAACAUUUCUAGUUCAAAGGAAUAUAAUAACAUCACGUGUAUGAAAAAUAAUUCAUAAAUCACACGUAACACCCAUUCCGCUGAAGAAGUAACGAUACCGAUCGUUGUAGCUAACAGAAGAUUAAUUGGACUGAUCCAAUCGGGGUGAAAGAAAUAAUUGGUACGUGUGUCUAUGUGCGAUUCAUGUGCUCACCACAACAUCGAUCGCAGUUAAUGGUGGCGGUAGUGAACUAGCAGUACGUACCGGCGGUGGUAUCACAGUGAGCUUUUCGUAGGAUGCAGUCGAAUACUUGGUACUACCGACCGACUGGCAGUUACACCGCUGCCAAUGCCGACGAGCUCAGCUAUCAGAAGGACGACAUCCUCGUAGUAUCGAAAGCGCCAACCCGUGACAAUUGGCAUGAUGCGUUGAAUGUGCACACCAACCAGAAAGGAUUAGUGCAGCUGCAAAGACUAGUACGUUGCGAUGGCGCUGUUGUUAUGCGUUCUUUUGUAGAUGGUGGUGGUAAUCUUAAUGUCGACGAUGAAGAAUACUGUACCACCCAGGAGCCAAGCUCUAGUAUGGAGCGUAUCAGCAGUAAUAUCCACAGCACCAGUGAGAGUGGGGACACAAGCACUUACACCGACCUUGAUCGGAACACUGCUUUCGAGUAUAGGAUGGCGAACCUCGAGCUCACCAAAUCCACCAAGAGCAGCAAUAGUCAGAUGAAUAUAGCCCGUUCCUGUAUCCCCUCCUGGGUUACCAUGGAUGACGUCGAAGGAAACGCCGGUGCGGAUUUGGUUAAUAAAAUGGAUGAAUUUAGUAAUAAAAACAUUAACAAAUGUCACACGACCGUACCUGUUUAUUUUGUAACUCCUAUUAUCUGUUUACUUUGUCGCGACUACAUCUACGGCUUCGGAAUUCAAGGACGACAGUGUAAAAAAUGCUGGUCGUGUUUCCACAACCAAUGCUUAUCGCAUGCCGCCAACGAAAUGUGCCAAAGAAAUCUUGACGUUUAUCCGACGAUGCCGACCACCUAUAGCACCGACAAGUCAAUUAACGAAUGGACGUCAGCAAACGUAUUGGAAUGGAUGGCUGCUAACAACUUCUACACCUACGCUGACGUGUUCAAAGCGAAAGAUAUAAAAGGCUGUGAUUUAUCGAAUUUGGACCGUGAUAAAUUAGGACAAAUGGGUAUUAAAAAUGAAUUCCAUCAGCAAACAAUCCUAGCGUCCAUAAAGGAUCUGCUGACGAGUGCAGAGAAGUCAAUCCAGAUCGGCAGCAGCAAUGUGGCUGGCGAGGAUGGCGAAAACAUACUCGAUAAACAUUCGCAUGAUCUGGUGGACCAUUCGUUUUCGAAGCUGGUUAAAUGUGAUAAGUGUCAGCAGUACUUGCGCGGGCUGAUACAUCAGGGAUUGCUAUGUAAGCUUUGUAAUCUCAUUGUCCAUAGACAGUGCUCGGCGACGGGACUUAAACCGUGUGCAACCGAUACCGGCAAAGGUAAACCAAUCGUGGCACCAUGGUGCCAGGAGGUGUUCGGUUUAGGCUUGUGUCAACAGUUCAAUGUAGCCGAACUGCCGGCUCCGCAGACCGUCAUAAUACUCUGCAACGAAAUUGAACAGAAGGCGAUGUGCAACGUAAACCUAGAUCUGUACAAACUGUAUCGAACGACGCCGCCCAACUACGACGAGGUGAACAAACUGCGCGACUCGCUCAACGAGAAUCUUAUCAACACCGAUCUCAGCAGCUAUUCACCGGAGUGCGUGGCAACGGUGCUGAAAAAGUUCCUCCGUGAACUACCCGAUCCAAUCAUACCGGUCAUGUUCUACGACAAAUUUGUCGAAACCUCAAAGAUUACCAGCGACGCCGUUGCAGUCGAGCAGCUGCGGUUGCACAUCCAAGACCUUCCCGUUUAUCACAAACUAACGCUCAAGUAUAUCAUGAUGCAUCUGAUACGAAUCUGUCGAAUGCAGUACCAGCGGGGGCUGAAGGAGCAACCGACGAUACUGAUACAAGUGUGGUGCCAUAUUCUAAUGCGUCCUCCCUGGGAGAAGAUUGUUCAAAUCGUGUAUAACACGGAAAAUCACUUGCGAAUAAUGGAGCUUCUUCUCUACAAAUUGGACUGGAACGAAAAAUUGCCGGAGUUUCUAUCCGCCCCGGCUGUGCCUCCGCGGAAAAUUUCCCGAAGUGCAACGGUGCUGCAGCAGCAACAGCAGCAACAGCAACAACAACAACAACAGUCGGCAAAUCCAUCCUCCGGGAUGAGUAGUUUGAAGAAGUCAACAAUCACAUCACCGGCAACUGUGAUACCAGCGCCUCUGGCCGGAGGAUCAGCAUACUGUAACAACGUCUACGGUAGCAGUACAAGUUCGGGUUCGAGUACCAAUCUCAGUAGCAGCAGCACGGUGGUGAUCGGCGAAGAGCGGCGAUCGGUGUCACUGGUGCGUGCGGUUUGUGAUGCCGACACGCCGGUGGAUCUCCGUGAAGCCGAAUGGUACUGGGGCAAGAUCACACGGGAUGAAGCGAAGGAGAAGAUGACGGAUGCGCAGGACGGUUCGUUUUUGGUGCGGGACGCCACCAGCGGCGGCGGUGAGUAUACGCUUACGCUGAGAAAAGACGGCACAGACCGUGUGAUCAAGAUAUAUCACAAUAAGGGCAUGUACGGGUUCACCAGGGAUGCCACCCAUAACAGUGUGGUCGAUCUCAUCAACUACUAUCGGAAGGUUUCGCUGAAGGGAUACAACACGAUCCUGGACAUCAAGUUGAUGUAUCCGAUCUCUCGUUUCGAGGAUGAUAAUUUCAUAUCGAGUGCCGGGGACGACACACCCCGGUUGGCCCAGAAGUUCAUCGAUAUGGUACAGCAGUUGAAUGAAAAACUGCUCGAGAGGGCACGGCUAACCGAAGAGUACACAACGGCCAAGAAUCAGGUCGAUUUGAAAAAGCAAGCCCAGGAAGCGUUUGCUGAAGCGGAGAAACUGUUCAACGAACAGCUGGCGAUUCAGGCCAAGUUUGAAAAGGAAGCGCAACCUCACGAGAAGCAAGGUCUCAGUACGAAUCAUCAACUGAUCGUAGAUCGGAUGCAGGAGCUGAAUCAAUGUAAGAAUCAACUGCAAACCGAUAUGGAUAAGGAGAAGACUCGAAUUUGGACUCUGGAACGUGAGAUUAACCAGCUCAAUCCGGAAAUCAUCACGUUGAACCGAGCGAAGGAUCGUUACAUGGAAGAGAUGAAAUGGCAGGGCGUCAGUGACAGCCAAAUCAAGCAGAUGCUAACCGAUGGGUACUUCUCAUACAACCAAAGCAGUCACGAGCAGCCACACAAUGACGAAACCACGUGGUUGCGGCCAACGUUCAAUCGGCAGGAUGCGGAACAGUUCCUGACAGGGAAACCAACCGGAACCUUCCUCAUACGUUCCCGGAACGGUGGCCAAUAUGCACUGUCGAUCACCUGCAACGACACGGUCAACCAUUGUAUCGUCCAGCAAACGGAACAGGGGUAUGGUUUUGCGGAACCGUACAACAUCUACGAUUCAUUGAAGUCGUUGGUGCUGCAUUACGCAAACAACUCACUGGAGGAACAUAACGACACACUGCAGACGACGCUGAAGUAUCCGGCGUUCGCCAGCAAGCAACAAUCUAACUAGUAGACCCGCACUCCAUGUACUUCUUCUGAUUCUUCUACGUCUUCUUAGAGGUUAGGUUAAACCUAUAAAGUUUUUUAAACUCCUCUCGAAUGAAUUGUUUUCUUAUAUUUUCUUAAGAAAAAGAUAGGCGCGAACAUCAACUCACAGAAAGUUUUUUUUUCGCUUGUAUAAGCAGAGCGCUAAAGCAGACAUUAUUGCACAAUUUGGAAAGAUGUUUGUACUGCAUCUAGCAUUCGUUUCCAUAUUAUAUAGCUAGGAAGUAAUGAAAUAAAUACAUUGGAGAAUUAUCAAAUACCCCAGCUUGAAGCGGGAAGCUGACGUAGGGCGCUUCUGCACGAUGGAUGUUUGUUGUUUUUUUUUAUUUCGUUUUGUUAUAAAAUAGUGUAAAGUCGGAAGAACCGGAUUCAUUGACUGGCGAAGAAACGAACUGAACAGUCCGCGUGUAGUUACGAUAUAUCCUUUUCGCACACUGGAUAUAGGUUUUCCGUUGUCAUUACUCCGGGCAACUGUUUUGAAUCGGGUGAGGUUAUGUUUUGUUUUUGUUAAAUCAUAUGCAAAUGUUGUGUGAUCAAAGUCUUCAGAAGCUGUAUCAAAAAAAAAACCACUGCAGAGAUUAGUGCAGAAACGUCCCGACAGUUUCCAGUUGUGUACCUUCUCUUCAAUUUUACGACUCCUCCUCCUCCCUUCCAUUAGUAGCGUGUGAAAGCAAGCGAAACUUGAGCAUCUCUAGAUUUGGUGAGAGGCACAAAUCGAAAAAAUAGAAAGCCUAGCUAGCUAUAUAGGCCCAAAAUGGGCUAUCAAAUUCAAAAUUAGAGAGUCCGAGGACUGGUAGUAGAUAAGGAAAGUAACUGAAGACAAAUAAGGUUGACAUUGAGCGAAAUGAUGGGGUAAAGUCAGUGAAACAAAGCCAGCAAGAUCCUAUAUUAUUUUGUUUUUUUUGUGUAUACAUUUAAAUAUUAUCUGUUUGUUUAUAAUGUAGUUUAACGUUGUCGAAAACGAGCAGUGAGAUGUGAGAGAAUUUCUUUUGUAUAAUUAUGCAUAGCUCUACAAAACAAAAUAAUAAAAAAAACAAAAAAUGAUGAUUCGCUGACAGUUGUGACGGUAGUCAUCCCGUUGACCGCCGGUCGAUAAGUCUACUAUAACAACAAAACUACAUACAUAAGCGCAUAUACACAACCCGUAGGAGUUGUAUCAAUUGAUUUAAUCAUUUUAAACUGUGUUAGUAAUCGUAAUGAAAGUAAAAAAGAAGCGAGAAUAAAACUUAUUAAGUAGAAAACUUGUGACAAUGAAACAUCGUAAAAUCAAAAUCGCAACCAAUAUGAAAAGAAAGGAAACAAAUUGAAUAUAUUUCUGGAGAAGCAAAUGUGAAACAAAGUAAAUUAGUAAUCAAAACAAGUAAAGAGUUUUUAAUUUUAAACAUUAUUUGUAACAAAAAUAUAAAGUAUAUAAAACAAAAAGGAAUAAGUAAAACAAACAAAAAAAACUUCAAAUUUGUAACUUCUAAGUUUAGUAGGAAUAAAAUCAAUUGGAAAAUGUUGACAAGACAAAUAUAUUUGUAUGGCAACAUCAGCUAAACAACCUGCAUAACGAACAUUGUGGUAUAAAUUUUGUGGAAAUACGAGUAAUGAGAAAAGAAAAUCAUUCGCUACUAGAAUUAUCGGAGUCACAUCAGGAGAAUCGGUAAUCAGCGAUUCAGGCGUGUGUAGCGCUCACAAAUCAGAAAAAAACAUAAGAAAAACUUGGAAUGAUUGCGAACUCACGGUUCCAGUAAAUUUAGAAUCCCUCAAAUUCUCAGAGAACGACUUGUGAUGUGAUGUACUCAGAUGGCAACUUGCUCGGUCAUUUGAGGUCUGCUCGAUAGAAUCUGGAGGGGCAGUAGCCCUGACUUUGGAACGAUAAACCAGAAAAUAAAUAAACUAUUGUGGUCCAUUGAAGUAGUAAACAAACAAAUUUGAAACAGAAAAUAACAAACACUACAUGUCUUUAAAUAAUCGAAACCAAGUUUUAUUUUGUGAAAAAAAAAACAAGAAACAAAUCAGUUUUUGUAGUGAGUGUAGUAUCUUACUAUUUGUCAAUAGAAGUCAAUACAAAUGUUUGUUGGUCGUAGAUACCAACUGUGACGAAAAAAAAAAAUUGUAAUAAAAGCAAUGUCCGUGUAAUCAGAAUUCCCACCAGAAGGAUGAAACAAACAUUUGAAUGAAAAUAAUCAUCUUUGUCGAAUCAGCAACUCUUGUAUAAACCAGGCAAAAGUCGAAAUCCGCCGGGCAAACCAAAACUCAUUUUUUCCAUUAAGAAUACAAUCAUACUCACAACAUACACAAGCAAAAACAAAGUAAAACAAACAUUCGACUCUGUCCCCAAAACUUUUGUAUGUGGCAAAGCGCGUGAGAACGAGAGAAAGAUAGAGCAAAUGACGCAUGUGAAGCAUGUACAAAUUAAUAUUAAACAACUUAACUCUAAUAACAACACGUAAAUUAUACCAACACACUGUGAGAAACGGAAACGAAUAAACCGUCACAUCCCAGUUUCUUUUCUGUUCUAUGAAGAUCUAGCUUGUAGUUUUGUUAAUGUAUCAUUUUUUUUUUAGCGCCGAACUGUAACAUAAACACUUGCACUGUCAACGGUUCGUAAACAUAGAUCAAUGACGAGUUUGCUUUGCAAUUCUGCCUGAGAAGGAAGGUUGAUUCAAUGGUAUCAUAACCUCAUUACAUGAGACCGAAUUAUUGUCAAUAUUUGGUACUGUUAAAUCUUUGUUAAGACAUUUAAUCCCAAGGUCAUUUCUCAUCACACUUUCUUGAGUAUAGGCGAAAAUAUUGACUCACACAAAGGGCGUCCAAGGGUUCAAUGGCAAUGCUCAUGGUGAAUUUUGGAAUUAAAUCGUUGGAAAAGUUUUUAAAGUUGCAAUUAAAUGGUACAAAUUAGUCAAUCAAAUCUGCAACCGAUCGUAAACUAACAUAGUAUAUCAAAUGCGAUUGUAAAAGAAGUGUUGAUAUUUAAGCCAUGUAAAAUGGUCCUGUACGCCUAGAAUCGGCAGCGAAGUCUGUCGACACAGAAUGGUAAAACUCCCCAAAGCACUCUUAGAGCAAAUUCAGCAGCAGGUAAUUGUAUAAUUUAUUUCAGUUUCAGUUCUAAUAUAGAUCUCCCAUAUAAAACUUACAGCCGCUAGCUUUGUAAAAUUGGCAAUUAGCAAUCUAGCGCAGUAGUAAUUUUCCCUAACGCGCCAUCUAAGCUUCAUUGUUUGAAUCUUUCGCAGGAUGACGAUUGAAUUUUACCGAGGCAUCAAAUUAACAAGAUAUCCUCAGCUCUCACAUUUCCCGAACAAAUCAUUGGCAACGUCCUUUUUUUGCGAUAAUGCCGCCCUCGGGCGAGUCCGCAUUGAAUGGGUUUGAUUUUACACGCACCGAACCGCAAAACAACCUAAUUUUAAGUACAUUCCACUCAGUUUGGGGGUUCCGUUCAAUAUCCUAAUUUUAGGUAAAGUCGCAAUAUUGGUAAUAUACCUUCGCUAUUCCAAUAUUUCAACAAAUGAAAUUAUUGAAAUUUGCACUGAAUAUUACAUGAAAUAUUUCAUGUAAUAAUACCAUGAUUUUGCAUUAGGUAGCACAAUAAAUCAAAAAGUUUGGAAAUAAAAUAUUGAUCGUCUUUUUCUCGACAUGCCUAUUUUCUAUAUGGGACUGAUAUGCAAGUAUGGGCAGUACAGUUGAGUCGUAUUGACUCAAUUUCAGGUUUAUACGGUUUACUUAAUUUUAGUUUAUUGAAUGAAACUCUCGCUGUUGGGUGGUUUUGCUCUUUGUAUUUUGACAACAAUGGAAGGAGCGAAUGAAAAGAAAGAUCCAAAGGAACUCAAAGUUAAGUAAAAAGAAGUCAAACAAUAGGUAGUUUUAAUUUUCCGUGCAGACUGUUAUAGUCCAAUCCACGUGCGAAUGUGUUGGUGUGGCUAUUCUCAGCAGUUGAAAGGUUAAUGCUAGUGUGAGUAUGUCGAAAUAACCCAGUGAAUUUUGUCGAGCCGCAUCGUGCCAAUUGUUUAAGACAUAUAUGCAAUAAAAAACUUUGAAAUGCCAAGAGAACAGUUGAGAAAGACAUAAAAUCGUUCAUGAAACUCUAUAUCACGUAAUGGACCUGUCUUCUACUUGGUUCAUUAGUUCAUAGCUUACGAACUUCUAUAUGCAUUAUUCGCAGUGUAUGAUAAUGAGUCAAAAAUGUUUUACCUCAGUGUAAAAUUGAACCCACAACAAACUUUGACUUCGGCUCGCACACAUUCUAAUUUCGUAUAUGAAUAGAUCUGCGCACUCUGCAUCGGUGUGAGUAAUAAAGACGUCAAAUUGCUCAAUUGGCAUAUUGUCGCAAAACUCAAUUAUCAGUAGCGACACCUGCAAAUGAAGAACGGAAUCAAGAAAAGAAGGACUCAAAUUUUCAUGUUGGCAGUUGUGAUUUACUGCUACAUUCUCUAGUGGGAACUAUGGUUAUACAUGAAAAAUUAUCAGAAACGUAUAAAAUUGGGUUAGGUUAGUUUUUUACGGAUGAUUUUUUUUUAACAGAAACAAGUGUAAUGUUUACAUCUUAAGUACAGGAACGUUCAGUGAUACUUUACUUGAUAUUCCCGGACGUUUGAAAAAUGGCAUUGAAUCAAGUACAAAGCUCCAUUCUAAUGUCGUUUUCGCGUGAGAAAACUGAAACUGACUCAGGGUAAUUUCAUCAAACAAACACUUUUCACUAAACUGUAUUGGGUUCGCACUUAGCAACGGGGGUUUGAAUAAACCUGAUAUAAAAACCAGGUUUGCAACUGACUCGAUUUUCAGUUCAACAACGUUGAAACCAGAUUCGAAAUCAGCUUCCAAAGACGGGUUGACAGCAGUUAGGGUGGAAGCUAGGUUAGGUUUGGCAUCAAGCGAAAAUGACAUAAAAAAACUUUAGCUCUCGCCCAGUGAAUUAAGAUAGACAUUAACACCUCUUUUUUUAUUGGGCUAUGGAAAUCUCAUCGAAAAUAUGCGAAUGUAACCAACAAAAGCUUUUCGGAUCGAUCUGAAUUUUUUUUUAGACAAGGAUGUUUUUGUGUGAAUUCAACAUUUAUCAGUCUUUUAUGCGACAGUUGUUACGCUUCGUGUCCGCGAAAAAUGAGAUCGAAAGCUGCAAAUGACGGUUGGAUAUACAAUCUCCAGAGACAACUCACAGCAUUACUGCUCUAACCCUUACAUUCGAUUGGCCAGAGAUAUAGUCGGUGUUGUAGUGGAUAGGAAGUUGGUCUUACGUAUAUAAGUAGUUUUUUGUUCGAGUCGCGACCUAAGAAGAUUCGCCAUAUUGACAGAAGCCUUCGAUUGUUAAUGAUGCAUUGUGAUGACUUAUAUUCAAUCGAGUUUAUUUUUUCACCCAAUCAAUGCUGCAUAGCAAACCCUUAAAUAGUUGGAACAAUCUACAGUGUGUAAACAAGCUUUUCAUUGAUCUAUGUAAUUGAAUCUGCAUUGUGAGUUUUGAAACUGACAAACGACGGAUGCAGUAUAUGCUCGCAUGACGCAUUUUCCCCAGCUGUACUAAUUGUGAACGAGCAUAGUGAUUGAUCUUUCAUCAUUAUUUGCCUAGUGAUCACCAUAAGUGACAGAAAUCGAAUAAGAACAACUUUCCAUUCUGUUGUUACCUAGAUACCAUCGGUAUAGUGAUGUUGUAAACAAAUUGAUACAAAACCACAUAUGAAGUGUGCAUUCUUUUAUACAUAGUUUUUACUCUCCUCUGUCGACUAGGUCAUAUGAUUUACUGACAUUUUUAUACGAAUAAUACAUUUAAUACACACUUUCUUGUUUUCCCGAUGAAAAAUAAUAAUAAAAAAAACAAAACGGCUCAAAAAGCAAAUUGAUCGCCAGAGUGCGUUCAUGUUUUUUCGAGCAUGACCCUAGGUUUCUCUCCCGUUAAACAAACCAACAAGCAAAAUUAUGCAUACAUGCAGAUAUAUGAUAAAAUAAUUAGUAAUUAUAAAAUAUAACAAACACAAAAAGCUAGAGCUGUGGUCGUCGUUUUUACUAGCAUUUUUCAAAUUGACAAACAACAAAUAAUAAGAAACGAAAACAAGAGAAUGUGAUGAAAUUCGUACGGUGAUAUUGAGUAAAAGAGUAUGAAAGAAGAAGGAGAAGAGUGAAGAGAAAUGAGCGAUACAGGAUGCCGGGCCACUCGAAAUAACACAUUUACAUUGUGUUUGAACAACCGACCGUAAUAGCCUGAACUGACGGUCGGACGGACGGACGAGCAUAGAUGCGAUAAGAGAAAUGUUAGGAUCUAUUACAAUUACUACAAAAAAACAAAAGCAGUGUUAGUAUAGCUAGGUGUUAGGAAAACAAAAUAAAGUCAUCUCUUCUGCUUGAAGCUCGUAUUUUUCUUCCAUCUGGUCCCGUUUGAGUUAUAACCAACAAUACAGCAUACAGAAAUACAUUUAUACACUCAUCCACACAUAUGCAAAAGAAGAAAAAAAAACAAAUAGAUAAAACAAAAAAGGAAUACACACAAAACACAUACAAAUAAACAAGCGAAAUAACUAUAUUACCUCUGUUAUUAAAAAAAAGACAAGCGAUUGAUGGAAACCCAUUUGUAUACACAUAUUCAAUCAAUAGGAAAAAAACGCUACAACGUUUUACUCUCACAUAUACAUGCUACCGAAUAUGAAAAUAGAACAAAAACAAAACGAACUAAUUCGAGACACGCGAUUCUAGGAACGAAACAUUUGCCAUACAAAUCAAACCCAAUUCAACUUAACGGUUAUAUAUCACUAUUAGACAGGGUUUUCUUCGUUUUUCUUUUGUAGCAGCGAUCCAAGAAAAUACUAUCACGAAAAAAUAGCAGAAAACAAAGGACAGUAAGAACAAAGCAUGAAAAAUUAUACCCGCAACAACACAAUCAAAAGGCACUGGAGUUGAAAGGAAAAAAAAUUAUUGAGUACCGAGCAAAUGUCUUUCCUGACUGCAAGGUUUUACAUUACGCUUGAAAUCCGAACGGGCAGAGAGAACGAGUAAAACGUGCGAAGAAACAAAACAAAAAAAAAUACAAAGUAAAAUUAUAUGUGAUUGAAUGUAAAUACAUUUGUAUAAUAAAAUAAUAAGAAAAAAAAGAUAA
Malaya genurostris is the source of this 12114-nucleotide messenger RNA. It is a transcript of the gene Pi3K21B, whose product is annotated as phosphatidylinositol 3-kinase regulatory subunit alpha. The transcript has 11 exons. Lineage: Eukaryota; Metazoa; Arthropoda; Insecta; Diptera; Culicidae. The record is from RefSeq and is a predicted model, not a curated record. Gene Ontology annotation, molecular function: GTPase activator activity; protein binding. Gene Ontology annotation, biological process: regulation of GTPase activity; signal transduction. The coding region runs from base 1675 to 5019 and encodes 1114 amino acids.